AUGUCGACCAGCCCCAGCGCACCGAGGGUGCCGUCGAAGCGAGAGCUCAUCCAACUCAAACCAGCCGCAACACCGAUCCGGCUCGAAGGGGACACGGCCAGAGGACUCCAGCCAGCCACCUACCAUCCCAUCCAUGGGAUCCUCCAGCAGGCACCCACCAUCUCCCUCAAGAACCAGAAAGUGCUCGAGGAGGAUGAAUACAUGGAAGCACUCUCCAAGAUCAUCAAGCGAGACUUCUUCCCCUCACUCGACCAGUUCGAGCGACAGAAACAGGAAGCCAUCGAGCAGCGCCGCCGGAGGAACAUCAACAACCUACUACACUCCCCAUCAGCAUCCUCCGUCCGCUCAUCCUUCACCAACUCACAUCUCAACAACCUCAACUGGUCCGCUGACAGUCACCCCCUGCCACCCUCGAAGGGAUGGGAGGAUGGCGGACCGACCCCAAAGAUCACUCAAACUGGCACGCCAGGGAGAACGCCCCUUCGAGCCCCCGAGACACCGAUCCCCACCCCUGCGCCAACUCAGCUGGUCGACCCGAUAGGAUCAGAGCAACCCGCAGCUCGAAAAUCGUGCGACGAUUCCCUGUCCCUCGACGAGUUUUGCUCGCGCUACACAUCCGAAGACAACUCCUCCUUCUCCGAGAUCCUCAACAAUGCCAACCGACUCAAACGGAUCAAGUACGCCUGGGCCUUCGAUUCCUCCUCGAAACACAACUCGCGGCUGCUAGAGUCCACCCUCAAACGUGAACAUCUGAUUGGCAUGAUCGGCAAGAUGGCCGAGGGCGGCCACGGAGUCGGCUUAAUCGAAGGCAUCUCCGGCAAACCUGGCGAGAGGAAGAUGAUCGAGAAUGUGGUGACGACCGAAGAACGGCUGGCGAUCCAAGCCGGAGAAGACCCCAUGAAGCUCAUCACAGACGGACAACCCCCUCAAACCAAAGCCUCGGGUACUACGACUACGACUACUGCUUCUAGCACCGGAAAAUCAGCGACUGCGAUCGAUCUAGUUACCGACCGGCACUCACAGCCGAUCAAGAACCCAGACUCAUGGCCGCACGUGACCCGAAACGCACUGAUGUUCUCGCCCGACGCAAACAUAAGCUCCCAUCAGCCCCCCAAGCCGCCACCCUUCCCUGUCAAACCUUCUGUCAUCCCUGGAGAUCCUAAAUCAAUCAACCACGCCAGCACCAGGAUGACUAACGAUGAUUUCUUGGAAGCUAAGCUCAGAAAAUCUAGAGCCAGCACUAGCAGUCGACAUAGUCUCUCCUCUCUUAGCCCCACUCGAAGUCAGAUUGCCGCCGCUAUCAAUGGAACCCCAAAUACUGCAAACGGUUCGCCCAAAGUGAAUGGAUUCUCGUUUGUUCCGGAGCUACCAACGCCAGAUCCAGACCAGAUGAAGACGAGCACAGAGCUAGACCAACUGAUGACGUGGGGCGAGAUCAUGACGACGCCGGUGCGACUAGGUGACGGCGAAGACUCAAGUGGUCGAGGGAUGGCUGAUGACGAUGAGGAGGAGGAGGAUGAAGAGAAGAUGGUGGAGGCGGGGCCGUUCCGGAUCUCGAAGCGGGCUCGUAGGGAAGAAUUGGCGAUCGGAAUGGCCCGACAAGCCAGCAAAUCACUGCGACAAAAGUACGGCUAUUCGGCGGGCCUUGGGACCGGGAGAUCAGGACCUUCGAAGCUCCGUCGAAGUCUAUUGGCCGACCGCCAAGCCUCGUCGCCCUCUCAUCAUCCUCACUCCUCCCCAAACUCGCCCCAUCGAAACUCGAAUGUCGCCCAUUCUCCAAGACGCGAUCAAAUCCUUAGUCCCGCUGCUAAGCUCCUGCUCAAGAAAACCGGCGGCUCGGCCGCCUCCUCGCAUCCUUCCUCGCCUCUUGCUGCUGGUCAUCACCACAAACUCGGCCAGGCUUCUGGCCCGGCUGUUGCCAAGAAAGCCGGCAUCUUUACUCCGCUCGUCGCUCGUAAACCUUGA
This is a messenger RNA of Puccinia triticina, 1965 nucleotides long. RefSeq lists its product as uncharacterized. The record is from RefSeq and is a predicted model, not a curated record. Bases 1 to 1965 code for a protein of 654 amino acids. Gene Ontology annotation, cellular component: catalytic step 2 spliceosome. NCBI's taxonomy places the organism in Eukaryota, Fungi, Basidiomycota, Pucciniomycetes, Pucciniales, Pucciniaceae. The transcript is spliced from 3 exons.